GGUUUCACUGGACCAUUUGAAGUCAGCUAAAUGUUCCAUGCCAGUCCUUAGCCUUUGGUGUCAUUGCUGAAUGACCGAAGAUGUCUCAUAGCAGGUUGUUUGCCAGGCUGCUUUUGCAGCAGAGUGGAGUCAGACACUGCUAUACAGGAACGAGAAAGAACCUCUACAUCAACAACAACACGAAGGUCAUCUGCCAAGGAUUCACAGGGAAGCAGGGAACGUUUCACAGUCAGCAGGCUCUCGAUUAUGGCUCCCAGUUAGUUGGAGGAGUUUCUCCUGGUAAAGGUGGGAAAACACACCUUGGUCUGCCAGUCUUCAACUCUGUCAAGGAGGCAAAGGAUGGUACAGGGGCUGAUGCAUCUGUGAUCUAUGUACCGCCUCCUUUCGCGGCUGCAGCCAUCAUAGAGGCAAUAGAUGCAGAGAUACCCCUAGUGGUUUGUAUCACUGAGGGUAUUCCCCAGCAGGACAUGGUAAAAGUCAAGCAUAAGCUUCUGCGUCAGAGCGCCACCCGCCUCGUAGGCCCCAACUGCCCAGGAGUCAUCAAUCCAGGAGAAUGCAAGAUUGGUAUUAUGCCAGGACACAUUCACAAAAAAGGAAGAAUUGGCAUCGUUUCAAGAUCGGGUACCCUGACAUAUGAAGCUGUGCAUCAGACUACACAAGUAGGCCUGGGCCAGUCACUCUGUGUCGGUAUUGGUGGCGAUCCAUUUAAUGGCACAAACUUCAUAGACUGUCUGGAGGUGUUCCUGCAGGAUCCUAAAACAGAGGGCAUCAUCCUCAUCGGGGAGAUUGGAGGGAAUGCUGAGGAGAAUGCUGCAGAGUACCUGAAGCAGCACAACACUGGAGAUAACGCCAAGCCUGUGGUGUCCUUCAUCGCGGGGCUGACAGCUCCCCCCGGCCGCAGGAUGGGCCACGCCGGCGCCAUCAUUGCUGGUGGAAAAGGCGGAGCCAAAGAGAAGAUUGCAGCUCUCCAGUCGGCUGGAGUUGUGGUCAGCAUGUCCCCUGCUCAGCUGGGGAGCACAAUGUACAAGGUGAUGAAGUCUGUGAAAGGAGUUUGAGAAGAGGAAAAUGUUGUAAAUUGCGCUCCAAGACACCCGACUUUUACCCCAUUCACCUUGGAAACGAGAGCUGGACAUGCCCUGAAGUAUCUGUAAAACCCAACAUUGAGACACACAAGCAGUGUUUCUAUUGUAAUUUUUCUGCCAUGAACUUGUACCUUGCACAUAAA
Cyprinodon variegatus (sheepshead minnow) is the source of this 1225-nucleotide messenger RNA. It is a transcript of the gene suclg1, whose product is annotated as succinate-CoA ligase, alpha subunit. NCBI's taxonomy places the organism in Eukaryota, Metazoa, Chordata, Actinopteri, Cyprinodontiformes, Cyprinodontidae. The transcript is spliced from 10 exons. Gene Ontology annotation, cellular component: mitochondrion; succinate-CoA ligase complex (ADP-forming). Gene Ontology annotation, molecular function: succinate-CoA ligase (GDP-forming) activity; succinate-CoA ligase (ADP-forming) activity. The record is from RefSeq and is a predicted model, not a curated record. Gene Ontology annotation, biological process: tricarboxylic acid cycle. Bases 81 to 1055 code for a protein of 324 amino acids.